Carlito syrichta (Philippine tarsier) is the source of this 3086-nucleotide messenger RNA. RefSeq names its product ribonucleotide reductase catalytic subunit M1 (gene RRM1). NCBI's taxonomy places the organism in Eukaryota, Metazoa, Chordata, Mammalia, Primates, Tarsiidae. Gene Ontology annotation, molecular function: ribonucleoside-diphosphate reductase activity, thioredoxin disulfide as acceptor; ATP binding. The record is from RefSeq and is a predicted model, not a curated record. The transcript has 19 exons. Gene Ontology annotation, cellular component: ribonucleoside-diphosphate reductase complex. Gene Ontology annotation, biological process: deoxyribonucleotide biosynthetic process; DNA replication. The coding region runs from base 201 to 2579 and encodes 792 amino acids.
CGUCGUGCGUCACAGGCGGCGGGCGCGGGAAGGAGAUUUCGAUUAUCGCGCCUCCUCUCCGGUGAGGAAAGUACCGUCUGACUCGAGCUCCGGUUCCAGCACCUGAGCAGCCCCUGGACUUUGUCCCCUUCUCGAUUCCGCCCGCGCGUCGGAGCUGCAGCCGCGACUCGAACCCCUCAGCGCCUCAGCCACUAGCCGCGAUGCAUGUGAUCAAGCGAGACGGUCGCCAAGAGCGAGUCAUGUUCGACAAAAUUACAUCUCGAAUCCAGAAGCUUUGCUAUGGACUCAAUAUGGACUUUGUUGAUCCUGCUCAGAUCACCAUGAAAGUAAUCCAAGGCUUAUACAGUGGGGUCACCACGGUGGAGCUAGAUACUUUGGCUGCUGAAACGGCUGCAACCUUAACUACUAAGCAUCCUGACUAUGCCAUCCUGGCAGCAAGAAUUGCUGUCUCUAACUUGCACAAAGAAACAAAGAAAGUGUUCAGUGAUGUGAUGGAAGACCUCUAUAAUUACAUAAAUCCACAUAAUGGCAAACACUCUCCCAUGGUGGCCAAGUCAACACUGGACAUUGUUUUGGACAAUAAAGAUCGCUUGAAUUCUGCUAUUAUCUACGACCGAGAUUUCUCUUAUAAUUACUUUGGCUUUAAGACGCUAGAGCGGUCCUAUUUGUUGAAGAUCAAUGGAAAAGUGGCUGAAAGACCACAACAUAUGUUGAUGAGAGUAGCUGUGGGGAUUCACAGAGAAGACAUUGAUGCUGCAAUUGAAACAUAUAACCUUCUUUCUGAAAGGUGGUUUACUCAUGCUUCUCCCACUCUCUUCAAUGCUGGUACCAACCGCCCACAACUCUCUAGCUGUUUUCUUCUGAGUAUGAAAGAUGAUAGCAUUGAAGGCAUUUAUGAUACUCUAAAGCAGUGUGCAUUGAUCUCUAAGUCUGCUGGGGGAAUUGGUGUUGCUGUGAGUAGUAUUCGGGCUACUGGCAGCUACAUUGCUGGAACUAAUGGCAAUUCCAAUGGCCUUGUACCGAUGCUGAGAGUAUAUAACAACACAGCUCGAUAUGUGGAUCAAGGUGGAAACAAGCGUCCUGGGGCAUUUGCCAUGUACUUGGAACCCUGGCAUUUAGACAUAUUUGAUUUCCUUGAUCUAAAGAAGAACACAGGAAAGGAAGAACAGCGUGCCAGGGAUCUUUUCUUUGCCCUUUGGAUUCCGGAUCUCUUCAUGAAACGAGUGGAGACUAAUCAGGAUUGGUCUUUGAUGUGUCCAAAUGAGUGUCCUGGACUGGAUGAGGUUUGGGGAGAAGAAUUUGAGAAGCUGUAUGAAAGUUAUGAGAAACAGGGUCGUGCCCGCAAAGUUAUAAAAGCUCAGCAGCUUUGGUAUGCCAUCAUUGAGUCUCAGACAGAGACAGGUACUCCGUACAUGCUCUACAAAGAUGCCUGUAAUCGGAAAAGCAACCAGCAGAACAUAGGAACCAUCAAAUGCAGCAAUCUGUGUACAGAAAUCAUAGAGUAUACCAGCAAAGAUGAGGUUGCCGUUUGUAAUUUGGCUUCUCUGGCCCUUAAUAUGUAUGUCACAUCAGAACACACAUAUGACUUUAAGAAGUUGGCUGAAGUCACUAAAGUCAUUGUCCGCAACUUGAAUAAAAUUAUUGAUAUAAAUUUCUAUCCUGUCCCAGAGGCAAUGCUAUCAAAUAAACGCCACCGCCCCAUUGGAAUUGGGGUCCAAGGUCUGGCAGAUGCUUUUAUCCUGAUGAGGUACCCUUUUGAGAGUCCAGAGGCCCAGUUACUGAAUAAGCAGAUCUUUGAAACUAUUUAUUAUGGUGCCCUGGAAGCCAGUUGUGACCUGGCCAAGGAGCAUGGCCCAUAUGAAACCUAUGAGGGCUGUCCAGUAAGCAAGGGAUUUCUUCAGUAUGAUAUGUGGAACGUUACUCCUACGGACCUUUGGGACUGGAAACUUCUCAAGGAGAAGAUUGCAAAGUAUGGUAUAAGAAACAGUUUACUUAUUGCCCCAAUGCCUACUGCUUCAACUGCUCAGAUCCUGGGGAAUAAUGAGUCCAUUGAACCUUAUACCAGCAAUAUCUACACUCGCAGAGUCUUGUCAGGAGAAUUUCAGGUUGUAAAUCCUCACUUAUUGAAAGAUCUUACUGAGCGGGGUUUAUGGAAUGAAGAGAUGAAAAAUCAGAUUAUUGCAUGCAAUGGCUCUAUCCAGAGCAUACCAGAAAUUCCCGAUGACCUGAAGCAACUUUAUAAAACUGUGUGGGAAAUCUCUCAGAAAAUCAUUAUCAAGAUGGGAGCUGACAGAGGUGCUUUCAUUGAUCAAAGCCAGUCUUUGAACAUUCAUAUUGCUGAGCCUAAUUAUGGCAAACUCACUAGUAUGCACUUCUAUGGCUGGAAGCAGGGUUUGAAGACUGGGAUGUAUUAUUUAAGGACAAGACCAGCAGCUAAUCCAAUCCAGUUCACUCUAAAUAAGGAGAAGUUAAAAGAUAAAGAAAAGGUAUCAAAAGAGGAAGAAGAGAAGGAGAGGAAUACAGCAGCCAUGGUGUGCUCUCUGGAGAAUAGAGAUGAAUGUAUGAUGUGUGGAUCCUAAAGAAAAGCUUAGAAGAGACCAACAUAUCUUGAGUACCCAAACUACUUCUUGAGCAUAGAUGAGUAUAGACGUUUUGCUUGAGGUGGUAAGGCUUUGCUGGACUUUAUUGCAGCAAAAGAAAUAACUGAUUUAAAGUAAUUUUUCUAUAUAGUAAUGGUAUGAUUUUCUUUUUUAAACUGAUAUAUUGAGUUUUUCACCAAACUGAUUUUGAAAAAAAAUAAAAAACACAUAUUGGGAAUCAAAGUAGAGAAGUUUUAGGAAUGCAAAAGAAGUCACCUUGUAAAUAGGAAGUGAUUAAGUAAGGCUUUACCACCCAUCUAGCACUGCUUUUCUCAAGGCCUCCAUUUGUUAAAAGACUGAUGGGUCCCUAAAAGCAAACUGUUUUGUACUGUUUUGACUGGUGGGUCCCUAAAAGCAAACUGAGUAACAACUCAUGGGAAGUGCUGAUAGGACCUUUAUCUGGAUAUAAUCCUGUAGGUUAUUCUGAAAUAAAGAUUUCUAAGUGAU